ACGCAGGUUAAGAUCCAAGUGGCCCGGAUUUAGAUUAUCUCACUUGCUUUCCUGCUUCGCCCACCUUGACGAUGCGAUGGUGCCAUGAUGGACCGACUGUCGUGCUUGGUGUCGGCGUUCGGUGUUGCCGUCGUGCGAGACAGGUCCGGUAGAUCCCAUAUAACAAAAUACAAACAUAUCCCUCGGGCAAGAGACGGGAUGCCUUCCUCUACUGUCAUACACUCCGUGAGUCGGGACCGCUUAGUUACUCGUUGUUGCGUGGUUGGCCAGCCAGCCCAGCCCAGCCCCAUGCCAGACCAUUAUUAGCGGCCAGCCACUCAAUAGUGCCCGCGUCUCGGCGUCCUGUCUCUGUUCUGUCUCGUUCCUUGCAAGGGCCCAGUUCAUAUUAUUCCCUACUUCGUCCUGUCGCGGGUAUUCUUUUUCA
Messenger RNA from Canariomyces notabilis, 424 nucleotides. RefSeq lists its product as uncharacterized. The transcript has 2 exons. Bases 85 to 306 code for a protein of 73 amino acids. The record is from RefSeq and is a predicted model, not a curated record. Lineage: Eukaryota; Fungi; Ascomycota; Sordariomycetes; Sordariales; Chaetomiaceae.